This is a messenger RNA of Drosophila kikkawai, 2382 nucleotides long. RefSeq names its product Pumilio and CPL domain-containing protein penguin (gene peng). Gene Ontology annotation, cellular component: nucleolus. Gene Ontology annotation, molecular function: mRNA binding. The record is from RefSeq and is a predicted model, not a curated record. Lineage: Eukaryota; Metazoa; Arthropoda; Insecta; Diptera; Drosophilidae. Gene Ontology annotation, biological process: regulation of translation.
GUCACACUGCGGUCUCAGCACGUGUAGAAUUUGUAACUCUUCCAACAACAUUUCCAAAUAGUUUAAGUGCGAGAAAUAGUAGCGAAAAACAUGGUCAGUUCGGAGGCAAAGGGAACUGCAAAGGUGGCGAAAACAGGCGUUAAGCCACCGCCGGCCUUCAAGCCCAACAAAUCGCCCGGCAAGCCGGUCAAUGGACAGAAAUUUAAAUCUGCCGGAGGAGGUGCCAAGAGAUUUGAUAAGCCCGCCGGAGCAGGGUCGGGCAAGAGGUUCGACAAGUCUGGUGGUGGAGCGGGCGGUUUCAAGAAGUUCGACAAGUCCGGUGGUGGAGCGGGAGGUUUCAAGAAGUUCGAUAAAUCCGGUGGCAAAAAGUUUGGCGGAAACAACAAUAAUAAGUUUGCUGGAAAGCCACAACAGGCACCGGCGGAGGGCGAGAAACAGGAUUGGGCCAAGUUCAAGCAGGAGAAAAAGGACCUCAAGCUGAAGCGCAAGAGCACCAGGGACACCUACGAAAUUACCAAGGAGGCCAAGCAGAUCUACGAGAAGCUGCGAUGCCGCCGCACGGAGAACAAGGACAAGCUGGUCGAGCAGAUAUACAAGGUGCUCAAUGUGGGCGACACCAUAUCCAAAGUGGUUAAGGCUCACGAUACCGCCCGCGUGCUGCAAUGCAUGCUUAAAUAUGCUUCUCCCGCUCUCCGGGCGGAAAUAUCCGACCAGCUGCUGCCCUUCACCGUGGACAUGUGCCAGUCGAAAUAUGCCCAGUUUUGUGUCCAGCGAAUGCUUAAAUACGGAGCACCAGCGACCAAAACGAAACUGGUGGAUAGCCUGAUGGGUCACGUAGUACGGCUGGCUGGUCAUAGCAUAGCCAGUAGCUUGCUGGACACGAUGUACCAGAGUGCCACGCCCCAGCAGCGCAUCCAUAUGCGCCAGGAGUUUUAUGGCGAUCUGUAUCGCAAGGCGAAGGACUCAAGUGUCAAGUCGCUGAGUGACACCUACAAGGAAACAACCAAUAUGAAGGCAUCUAUUCUGGGCUCCGUGAAAGCGAAUCUGGAUCAUGUGGCCAAUAAGCAGCUGGUGGAUAGUUCCCUUGUCCAUGCCGUAAUGCUGGAAUACCUGCGUGCCUGUGACGAGGACGAGGAGAAGCUGGAGGAGACCGUGACUGCCUUUGCGGCGCUAGUGCCCCACAUGCUGUCCACCAAGGAAGGCAGCGAGGCCGGUGUUAUUUGCUUCUACAAAUCCACGCCCAAGAACCGUCGAGCCAUUAUUAAGAACAUUAAGGAGCAUCUGCUGAAGAUCGCCACCCACGAGCAUGGCCACGUUUUCCUUAUCUCGCUGCUCAAUGCCCUCGAUGACACCAAGGCCACCAAGAAGGCCAUCUAUGACCAUUUGCAUGGCGAUUUAAAGACGCUGGUGGGUAACCAGUACGGCCGUCGUGUGGUUCAGUGGCUGGUGGCACCGGGUGAUACCACCUGCUUCCAUCCAAAGUUUAUUCGUUUGGUGGACGAGGGCUUGGCCUACGGCAAGAAGGAGAAGGAGCUGCGUCGCAAGGAGAUCUUUGAGCAAAUCGAGGCACCAAUUGCCGAAAACAUAGUCGAGGAUCCGGCCUUCUGGCUGUCCAACAGCCACAUUGGCCUGGUCACCGCCGAUGUCCUUAAUCACCUUCAAGGCGAAUCGUAUGAGAAGGCGGCCACCGCUUUGGCCAAAGUGAUUGCCCAGCCGGAGUGGCGCAUUACAGCGGAUGCGGCCGGGCCACAGCCACAGGAUAAGAAAAAGGCACACAACGAUGUGGAGGCCAUCAUAGCCGAGGCUACCAAGCAGCGUAAAAAACUGCUCCAGACCGAUAUUAGCAGCAGCGACGAUGAGGAGGACGAGUCUGAGGAUGAUGAUGAGGAGGAGGAGGAGGAAGGCGGAGCCCCCAAGCUGAAGAAAGCUAAAAAGGAGGCCAAGAAGGCAAAGGCAGAGGAGCCAGCAGAAGCAGCACCACAAGUCUCUGGCAUCGAGGAGGCCGGCAUGCACAUAGUCCUGAAGAAGAUCCUCAAGAAUGAUGUAAAGCGUGAGGGUGCCAUUACCUUUGGACAGCAGCUUCUGGAAAACCUAGCCGCCGAUGUGGAAGUGCUCAACUCUUGGCUAAGUGUUAAUCGCGCCUGCUUUGUCCUCGUCAAGCUGGUGGAGAACAGUCCGUCGCUGCUGCAGUCCUGCAAGGAGACCAUUUCGUCGGAGAAGAGCCUUAGCCAGACACUGCUUGGCCAGAAGACGCCCGGGGCCAAGAUGUUGGCCACCAAACUGGCUUUAAAAAACAGCAAAUGAAACCGAGAACGAAAUCCCCGUUUUUGCUAGCUUAGACAACUUAAUUUUUUUAAAUACAUAAACCUAUAUAUUGAGAAA